GCCAUAGCAGGUUGUCAGCAAAAUUUGCAAUGGAUAAGGAUUCGGAUUCCACGGUCACUUCUAUAGACGAAAACACUGAAAACUUCUGCAGCAAUCCCACACGCGAUAUUCUGGCCGAAGGCAUCACGAACCUAUUCAAGCCCACCAUCGAGAAGCUUGACGAGCGCGUAGCAUCAACGAUACAACUGCAGUCGGAGCUGCGUGGACAGUUGGAUGCACUGGCCGCUCAGUUGCGAGACAUCGAGAAGGCGCAGAAUCAAAUACCCGAGUUUUCGGAGAAGGUUAAAGAGCUGCUGAACGUCAAGCACAAGGUGACCAUCAUCAACAACGUGCUGAGCAGCAGCCAGGAGCGCUUGAUUGGCCUGCACAAGCUAAUCGAAAAGGAGCAGCGCCGGCGGCAGGCGCUGCUGGACUCGGCGCUAAGCACCAACAUAUCAUAG
Molecule: messenger RNA, 440 nt
Organism: Drosophila montana
Lineage: Eukaryota; Metazoa; Arthropoda; Insecta; Diptera; Drosophilidae
Gene: Snapin
Product: SNAP associated protein
Exons: 1
Coding region: 30-440 (136 amino acids)
Biological process (GO): intracellular protein transport; lysosome organization; regulation of synaptic vesicle exocytosis
Cellular component (GO): BLOC-1 complex; synaptic vesicle; BORC complex
Molecular function (GO): SNARE binding
Source: RefSeq, a predicted model, not a curated record